AUGAGCGGGAAGUCUCUGCUGCUGAAAGUCCUCCUCCUGGGCGACGGGGGUGUUGGCAAGAGCUCCCUCAUGAACCGCUAUGUCACUCACAAGUUUGACUCCCAGGCCUUCCACACCAUCGGGGUGGAGUUCCUCAACCAGGACCUGGAAGUGGACGGACGCCUCGUGACUCUCCAGAUUUGGGACACGGCGGGACAGGAGCGCUUCAAGAGCUUGCGGACACCCUUCUACCGCGGCGCGGAUUGUUGCCUCUUGACCUUCAGUGUUGAUGACCGCCAGAGCUUCGAGAACUUGGGCCACUGGCGGAAGGAGUUUGCCUGCUACGCCAAUGUCAAGGAUCCGGAGCACUUCCCCUUUGUGGUGCUGGGCAACAAGGUGGACAAGGUGGAGAGGCAGGUGGCAGCAGAGGAGGCCCGGGCAUGGUGCUUGGCACACGGGGACUACCCUUACCUGGAGACAAGUGCCAAGGACGAUACAAAUGUGGCGGUGGCUUUUGAGGAAGCAGUGAGGCAGGUGCUGGCCUUGGAAGAGCAGCUGGAGCAUUGCGUCCUGGCCCGCACGGUCGACUUGCACCGGAGUGCCAAGCGAGGCUCUUCGUGUUGCUGAGAGGUGCCAGUAUAGAACUGGCUGCUGUUUACGGAGGGAGAAAGGGGGGAGCAACGCAAAGGGAAGAGGGGAUCCUUGGCUUUUCUCUUUAGCCCACUCAGCCCUUCAGUGGUUGAACUGCCCUAGAGUAGCCCCUCAGCCUCCUGAUCAUGUGGUGUGGGGGUUAGGCUCUGGCGGAAGGCACUUCCUGUUCCCUCUCCUCUCCCCCUGCCCUGGGAGUUGGGGGCCGGGGUCCUUUGUCUGCCCCAUACACCUCAGCCCCUGAGCAGGACCAGGGAGAGCAGGAAUCGCUGGAGCUGUUGCACAGUCACCUGGUGGCAAGGAGACUGAGUCAUGUGGGACUUUCUGGCCAAGAUGCCUUGUGCUGAUGAGGUAUGUGUCAAAUGGGUGGGGGGAGUUGAGCAGAAUCCCCCCCCCCAUCUCUAUGGUUACUGUUAAUGCCAAGCAACAAGAGACCUCUGUGCUCUAUCUCCCCCCACUUCUGCCUUUGCUCCUGUGGAUUCCCCUGGAAGCUGCUUCAGGUGCCUUAGCUGGAAGUCGGGGAUAAGCCUCACUUUGACUUUGUAGGAAGCAUGAGCCGAGGUGGUGCAGUGGUUAGGGUGCGGUACUGCAGGCCACUUCAGCUGACUGUUAUCUGCAGUUC
Molecule: messenger RNA, 1249 nt
Organism: Thamnophis sirtalis
Lineage: Eukaryota; Metazoa; Chordata; Lepidosauria; Squamata; Natricidae
Gene: RAB9B
Product: RAB9B, member RAS oncogene family
Biological process (GO): retrograde transport, endosome to Golgi
Cellular component (GO): phagocytic vesicle; late endosome; lysosome
Molecular function (GO): GTPase activity; GTP binding
Source: RefSeq, a predicted model, not a curated record